This is a messenger RNA of Clavispora lusitaniae ATCC 42720, 744 nucleotides long. Its product is annotated as 3-oxoacyl-[acyl-carrier-protein] reductase (NADPH). Gene Ontology annotation, molecular function: oxidoreductase activity, acting on the CH-OH group of donors, NAD or NADP as acceptor. Lineage: Eukaryota; Fungi; Ascomycota; Pichiomycetes; Serinales; Metschnikowiaceae. The record is from RefSeq and is a predicted model, not a curated record.
AUGCUUAUCGGAAGAAGAGCAAUAGUAACAGGCGCUUCGAGGGGGAUUGGUCUAGCCCUCUCACAGAAGCUAGCACAAUUGGGAUGUUCCAUCACGAUGAUUGCCCGAAACGAAGAUUUGCUCUACGAAAACAUGAACCACUUGGAUAAAUCGCAUGAUCAAAAACACCGAUACGUCUCGUUCGACCUAAUGGAUUUUGCCCGAGAAAAACCGCUUGAGGCAGACGGGUGUGAUCUUCUAAAGGAGAAUUUGCAAGAGGCUACCUACUUGGUCAAUUGCGCCGGAGUGGCGACAUAUUCGCUUUUGGCAAAAACCCCAAACGACGUUAUUGCUAAUGUCAUUGGCUUGAAUCUUAUUGCGCCUACUGUUCUUAGCAAAAUGGCUCUUGCGCCCAUGAUGAAGCUUCUGCGCAAAACAAAAGUGGUGCCAAGCAUUUUGAACAUUUCGUCCAUGCUUUCCACCACUGGGCUUACUGUCCCAGGUACCAGUGCUUAUGCUGCUCUGAAAGCUGGUCUUUUGGGUCUUACUGAAUCUUUAGCUGCAGAGCUCAAUGGGAAAGUACGGGUCAAUGCUGCUCUUCCCCUAUUGGUACGAGAAACAGAUAUGGGUAAAGGCGCCUCUGCCGAUAUGCCAACGGUUCCGCUCGAAACAGUAACUGAGGCUUGUGCCAAGAUACUUAUGGAUGAAAAACUCAAUGGAAAGUUUGUGCCUGUUGACGGGUCUGGAUUUCGGUGUCUCAAUUGA